Pseudo-nitzschia multistriata is the source of this 1289-nucleotide messenger RNA. NCBI's taxonomy places the organism in Eukaryota, Bacillariophyta, Bacillariophyceae, Bacillariales, Bacillariaceae. The record is from the annotation of a GenBank genome assembly.
AGUGAAACAAAGGGAUACCAUUUCUGUUCGCCAGGGCCAGCUCGUUCCACCAAAAACUUCCAGGUUCGGUUGGAUUCGAAUGCUCCGCAAUUUUUUCAAUUUUCAAUCGCGUUGUUUUCAGGUCGCGCUCUUACCGUUUCGCCUCUUUCGAAAACUUUUGAGAAUUCGUGCAUCACUUCUGGCUUGUUUGUUGAAAACGCCCCCCCCCCCCCCGAGUGUCAGCAACUUUGUUUCGACCGGAGGAGGUUCACAGUUCGCAGUCGUACAAUCCUCGAAUUUUUCGGAGGAAUCCAUCCACCACCGGACUGUCCUCAUUGCUCGCAGGACCAAGAAAGCGAAAUGGAUUACCAGCACCACAAUCUUCGAUCGUUUUGCCACCGUCCCGGAGAACAGCUCCAGCAACAAUCCCAGGUUCGGAACGGGAUGAAGCGAGCGAGAGAUUGUGGUGGUUUCCCGCUGGUCGAUGCCGCGUUCGCCAGCGAUCCCUCGUGCGAGCAGGCCUCGAAACGGUUCAAGCGUACGGGCCACGGCGGCGCGCUUGGGAAACGCCCCCAUUGCGACGCCGGCGACCGGAGUGGACCCCUGCUGCACAGCAAAUCGGACGACGAGGUUUCGCUUACCGAAGAAGCCCAGGCGUCACCCUCCGCCUUCCCACACCACUCCACCUUUAUCCCCCGCGAACAGCACCGGCACGACCAAAGGGAUUGCCAGCGAGGCAAUGCCCCGGUGGGUCCGAACGAUAGCAGCAGCAGUAUCAGAAGCACAACAGCAACAGCCGCAUCGACAAAUGGUGUGGCCCAUGCCACCGAUUAUCAACCCAUGAAUUCUCUCUUGGGAAACCUGCACAUGAUGAGGCAGCAGCAACAGCGAAGAAGGCAAAUGCAGGGGGCACGGGUACAAACGCAAGCGCACAAUGCCACAACUGUUCAUCCGCAGCUGCAACAGCGACACCACCAACAACAUCACAAUUACAAUCAUCAUUAUCAGCAACAGCAGCAGCAACAGCAGCAACAACAGCAGCAACAACAGCAACAACAACACCAUUAUCAGCAACAGCAGCAGCAACAACAACACCAUACACACCCACAAAGCUACCACGGCAACCAUCAUGUUCGACACUACGGGAACUAUCAUUCGGUCCCAAAUGCUAGCUCGGGGGAUAACCGGUCAAGGAGAAAAAACGCCGUUUCGCUUCGAGUCAACUCCAAUUUGUACUAGGUGACAAUUUCUACAAUACAACAAGAUUCCGCGCACUUCCAACGAAAAAGGAAUGAAUCACUUGGGAUAGA